Molecule: messenger RNA, 1306 nt
Organism: Raphanus sativus (radish)
Lineage: Eukaryota; Viridiplantae; Streptophyta; Magnoliopsida; Brassicales; Brassicaceae
Product: exopolygalacturonase
Exons: 2
Coding region: 17-1240 (407 amino acids)
Biological process (GO): carbohydrate metabolic process
Molecular function (GO): polygalacturonase activity
Source: RefSeq, a predicted model, not a curated record
AAUAGAACUUAGAUCGAUGGCGUCUAGGUUUCUGAUCCUGUGUUUCUCGCCUCUCUUUUUCUUCUUCUUCCUUGCUGUCGCAGGUGCUCAGACUAAUGCAUUUCACGGUGAAGAAAAGGUCUUCGACGUAAGAAACUACGGUGCUCGUGGCCACCUCGAAAGAAACAAUACUCUUGCGUUUACAGAAGCGUGGAGCAAAGCUUGUCAAUGGACUGGUGGAAGAUCAAAGGUCUAUAUUCCCGCCGGAGAAUUCUAUCUCGAUCAAAUAGCGUUCUACGGUCCUUGCAAAAGUCAUAUUACUUUUACAAUCAAAGGAACGUUGUUCGCUCCUCGGACCCUUUACGCCGACAAAAAAGCAGAAUGGAUCUCUUUCCGGUACGUCGAUAACCUCACCGUCAACGGAGGUGGAACACUUGACGGUCGAGGAUCUUACUCCUGGCCUCUCAAUGAUUGUAACAAAAACGUCAACUGUCGUGCUAUGGCUAUGAACAUUGGGUUUGCUUUCGUUAGAUCCUCGAGGGUUAACGGUCUAAAAUCGCUCAACAGCAAAAUGGGACACUUCAACUUAUUCGCAGUCGAGGAUUUUGACAUUACCGGCGUCGUCAUCACCGCUCCCGAAGACAGCCCUAACACCGACGGAAUCAAGAUCGGGAGAUCUAAGAAUAUGCAUAUUUCCAACGUCACUAUCGGAACCGGUGACGAUUGUAUCGCAAUUCUUGACGGUACCACCAACUUGGAUAUCUCUAAUGCCAGGUGCGGACCAGGGCACGGGAUUAGUGUCGGGAGCAUUGGGAGAUACAAAGAUGAGAAGAAUAUUGAGGGCAUAACCGUAAGAAACUCUGUAUUCAAAGGUACAAUGAACGGUAUAAGGAUCAAAACAUGGGCUAAGUCGGUCUCGCAGACUUCGGUUUCGAAAUUCUUGUUCGAGAAUAUCCAAAUGAUCGAUGCUGGAAACCCCAUCGUCAUCGACCAGCGGUAUUGUCCACACAAUCAAUGCGACAGUUCUGGAGACUAUCAUUCUCAUGUUCAGAUCAAAGACGUGAAGUAUAACAACAUUUGGGGAACGUCGAAGACUCGAGCGGCUUUGAUGAUGCAGUGUAGUAAAACGUUUCCUUGUCAAGGCGUUGAGCUCUCAGACAUCGACUUGGUGUACAAAGGAAACGGGCCUGCCACGGCUACGUGUGAGAACGUUGGUGGUUCAGUUCAUGGGAAGAUCGUGCCUGGUGAUUGCCGGAUGUGAUGAUUUAAAACUAGUCAUGUGUUAGUUUUUAGAUUGUAUAGGCAGAACCGGUCUAAAUCUUCCGAG